AUGGCGGAUAUGCUUAAGGAGGGUCAGCCAAAGCCAUCGAAUGUACCAUUCAUCUUGGACCCCGAUAAUGUGAAGCAAAGGGGCACGACGACCCAGCACGACGGUAUCCCUUGCCUUGAUAUUCCUGACACUGAUAAUAAUGAGCUUGCAGGUCGCAUGGGGCUCGCCCUGAUUGAAAAGUUCUCACACUCCAUCCCAACCCCCCACUCGAUUCGCAAGGCCCUUACGAAUUUCAAACUGAAAGGUACGCUAAAUUGGAACUUCAUCAAUGCUAAGCAUAUCCUCAUUACCCUUUCUAAGAUUGAUGAUUAUGUGAAAAUUUUAAGUGGUGCUAAUAACAACAAUACUUGGUUUAUUGAUCAUCAUCCGAUGAGAAUGUUUAAGUGGACUGCUGAUUUUGAUUUGUAUUUUGAGACUCUGAUUGCUGCUGUUUGGUGCAAUUUGCAUGCAUUACCCAUUCAUCUAUUUGAGGAAUCUAUUUUGUUUUCCAUUGUUAAAUUGUUUGGUGAACCUAUUCAGAUUGAUCAUGACACUAUCACACGUGCACGCUUGUCAUAUGCACGCAUUUGCAUUGAAAUAGAUAUCUCAAAGCCUGUGCCAGAAAAAUACAUGCUUCGACUUGGCGGAAAAGAUGUGACUUUGCAGGUGAGAUGGGAUAAGAUCCCACACUACUGUUCAGCCUGCAAACAUGUGGGCCACUCAGAGGUCCACUGUUAUGCACUUGGAAAGAGACCGGCCCCACCGAAGAAAGACUUCUCCAGACCGGCACAACAGAAGCAGAAUGAGAUGAGAGGAGAGCAAGGAGAGCAGCCCCGGGGAGAGCAACCAAAUGCGCAGACAGAGACAAAAUCAGGUUGGAACCGUGUGGGCAAGAACGGCAAUAUUGUGAGGGACUCAGUGGCGAUGGGAAAGAACAAGGGAGGUCAGGCAGCAAGGUAUGAAUACAGAGUGGUAGCAAACCGAAAUGACAACCAUAGUACCAGCAUACAGGUUCGAAAGCCUCUUUUUGUCCCGAACUCGGGCAUGCUUGACCAACCCACUUCGGGAAAGGGCAAGGAAAAGAAGAAGAGAAGCCCAGAAAGUAGAGCGAGAUAUAGAGAGAAAAGAAGGUUGAGGAGGCUAGAGGAGACUGAGGGUCGAGUCAUGUCAGAGACCGAGGGAUCGGAGUUUGAGACUGACGACGGGGGUGAAUCAGGGAACAGACCGAGAUCACUUUCACCUAUCGUUAGGGGGAACCGUGUCCCUAUCUUGGAGGAAUAUUUGGGACUCGGCGUCCAUAGCAACAGAUUUGAUAUCUUGGAGGAUGAUGAUCUCGAGACAGAGACGUCCAUGGCCUUGGUCCUGCACGACGGGACCGCAGACGCUCAGAUUAUUCACGAGGCUAGAAGGGCAAAGGGUGUAAGGAAUGAGGCUGCCAGAAAUGGGAGCCAGCCGUUGGAGAUCGCCAGUGAUGGGGAUCGACGACUUGAGAUCAAAGCACCGACGAAGAAGGCGAGGGUUUCUACCUCGCGCAUAAACUGA
Salvia splendens (bonfire salvia) is the source of this 1521-nucleotide messenger RNA. RefSeq lists its product as uncharacterized. NCBI's taxonomy places the organism in Eukaryota, Viridiplantae, Streptophyta, Magnoliopsida, Lamiales, Lamiaceae. The record is from RefSeq and is a predicted model, not a curated record. The transcript has a single exon. Bases 1 to 1521 code for a protein of 506 amino acids.